This is a messenger RNA of Laetiporus sulphureus 93-53, 1003 nucleotides long. RefSeq lists its product as uncharacterized. The coding region runs from base 206 to 1003 and encodes 265 amino acids. Lineage: Eukaryota; Fungi; Basidiomycota; Agaricomycetes; Polyporales; Laetiporaceae. The record is from RefSeq and is a predicted model, not a curated record. The transcript is spliced from 9 exons.
GGAAAACUCGAUUUGCCCCAUGUUGCCGCUUCCUUGCGGGCUUUUUAACCCACGCGCUGUUCGCCUGGCAAUUGUACAUGCCCUUCUCGCUUUUCUCCAAUAACCUGGCUUAGUCGCCAACAGCGCAGGGACGCUGGGUUCAUAGCAAUCGUGUCGCAAAAACGCCCUGGACAAGCUCGCCUCUGCUUCGCGCACUCACGUCCUAAUGAAUCCCAUCAUUCCUACCCCUGAACAGGUGCCUGUCCUCUAUGUAAUAGUAGUAUAUACCGUUGUCAUCUUUGCAUUCUGGGUGAUUCCGGGCGCACGAGUCGUCAUCACUCCAUUGAAGCUCUUCACUAUCGGCUGGCAUGAGUUCUGUCAUAUCGUUGCUGCCGUCUUCACGGGAGGCACUGUCAACAGAGUGUCCAUUGACCCGGAUAACGGUGGGAUCACCCAAGUCCAUGGCGGGAACCACCCCGUAAUUCUAAUCUCUGGCUACAUUGGGUCGACGAUCAUGGGAGGCGUUUUCAUGCUCGCCGGCUUCGACAUCCUUGUGGCCAAGAUCUUGAGCUUUGUGCUAGGACUUGGUCUGAUCGCGCCGCUUGUGCUGGUCCGCAACAAACUAACAAUACUGCUCAUCAUUGUAUAUGAGGGCAUUCUGGUUGGGUUCUGGUUCAUCGACCAUGGUCAAGCGCUCCGUUGGUACUGUCUGUUUGUCGGGGUCAUGAACAUCUUUUAUGUCGUCUGGGACGUAGCGGACGACAAGUACUUUCGGAAGCAGAAUGACUCAGAUGCGACGCAAUUCGCCAUCAUGUAUCCCGUUCUACCUGCGCAUAUUUGGGCAACCGUAUGGAUUCUGUUCGAGAUCGGGAUCUUGGUCAGUUUUGUCCUCUUGGGCAUCGUCGCUUUCAAGCGUACGAACGCCCAGAUGUACGCUGAAGCUGGUGAGUCGCCGAAUUCAACACGCGUAGUGCUGUCUCACUCGUUGAUGGGGUCGUCUACAGCGCACUUCCUCCCGACGUGA